This is a messenger RNA of Exophiala oligosperma, 2373 nucleotides long. RefSeq lists its product as uncharacterized. The transcript has 2 exons. Gene Ontology annotation, molecular function: protein binding. The record is from RefSeq and is a predicted model, not a curated record. Bases 1 to 2373 code for a protein of 790 amino acids. NCBI's taxonomy places the organism in Eukaryota, Fungi, Ascomycota, Eurotiomycetes, Chaetothyriales, Herpotrichiellaceae.
AUGUCAAGCUUGUCCCUACUCCCUUUCGAUAUUCUUCAUCAGGUGGCCAGCCAACUCGACGUUCUUUCCUACGACCGUCUUUCCAAAACUUCUCGUUCACUGCAUGACCAGCUUCGGGAUGAGCAUACGGCGAGGAAUACAGUCCAUGCGAGCAUUCUGCAUUCUCCAUGGACCCAAUUGGCCCUGUCAGCACCCGACGGCAGCUUUAGGACGACAAUUGAUCGGGUCAGCUUGUGUAACGAUGCGUUUCAAACAGCGUUGCCCUACUCUGUUAGUGUCGUAGGCCAUGCCACCAGCUUUUCCUACCACGGCGGCAUUGUGUGUUACACGACAAGUUCUCAACUUCGCAUUCUUGAUCUCAAUCACCGUCCUACUUCGGAAAAGGUCUUCGGUCACGCAUUCUUCCGAAGUUUCCUCGCUUCCCCGAAACGAGGCGCCAUCACAGUUGAGCUCGAAUGUUUUAGAUCGCUGCAGCUUCAGGGCUAUGCAGACAACGUUGCCGUCUUGACCUGCCAUUUGGGGGUCUACGGGCCACAUCUCUUCGCCGUCAAUAUCUCCGAGGACUUUAAUGAGUCGUCUCGGGCGACCAACAACGUCCGUCGCUCUCGCAUCGUCUUUUCGACACCGCUAGUCUCCAACAAGAAGCUCUUCGUCACGCACAACUCGAGACACAUCGUCUGGGGAACCCAUUCGGCCACUGGAGAUGAAGGACACCGCGAAUGGCUGCUAUACCGACAUGAGUUGGCGACUCCAGACGUUCCGAGCAAGGAGCCGCUGCAGUUGCGGAACUUUUACGGCAGUGAGAUCGGGUCGACGGCGUCCUUUACGAUUCACGAGAAUUAUUUCUAUGCCGUCACGAACCAGACCAGCUUCGAAACCGAGGAGGUUGACUGGACAAGUUACUAUCACGUUGUGAAAUUUCAUCUAGACCUCGUAGACCCUGACGUAGUGCCUAGAAUGGUAUGGCGACGGCAACAUCUCGAGGGACCGAUCAACGACGCAUGGACAGAUCUAGGGUUUCAGGUUGAUCACUGCACAGGCGAGCUGUUGAUCGUCGAGUGUCGAAAAGAAUGGGUUGACGGGGGCAGUCGUUGCGUCAGGACGUACUAUUCUCAACCUUUACAGCGGGCGGUUCUCUUGGACGCUCAUGCCAUACUGCGCGCCCCUCCCGAUGAUCCCCUCCGGCGGACUCUGGACGAAAAGAACAAGAGCCACUACGAGGACUCUCAUGUCAGAAUCGAGAGGUAUGUGCACUCCGAGUACGCCAGACAUGGUGGUGAUUGUGGCGAAGAUGCCAGGGACCGGAAGAAGGAGUACCUCCGCGCCAAAACCAAAUGGAACGGGUACGAUUUCAACCGGCAGUGUUUUGUGGACGUUGUGAGUGAGGAGGUCACGGAUGAAGGGAGCUGGCGACCACGGGAGAGACUUCGAGUUCGGGUCGUGAGUAGGAAGGGGAUCGGCCCUCUUGUGUUGGACGACGAAGGUGACCACGGACGUGGGAACGAACAACACGAGGUCAUGCAGAAAAGUGGUUCGAAAUACUACCGGGUGCGCUCGCGGGUCAAGGACAAGGACGGACUUGACCUGAGGGACGGCGAGGAAAAGUUCACGCCCAGUGAGAUUGUCCUGUGGCCUAGAGGUGGCGUGGAGGUUCCAAGGGAUCUGGAGGACGUACUGUGCCCCGGCGGCAAGGCCGGCGAGGUCAAGGCCGUGCUUGGGUACGAGGGGAUCGUCUACCUCUCCGGUCCUGCAGACUUGACAAAAGGAGGCGAGAGGGCCCUCGUGUUUGUGUGUUUCGAUCCCACCUUUGGGUUUGAUGGCAUGAGGCGGGUAGAUGGAUCGAUGGUGGCGCAGAGAGGAGGUGGAAGCGGCAAGGCGGUAGGAAAAGGAGGAGAGGGAAGAGGGGACUCUGGUAAGAAGAGAAAGAACGAGUCAGUGACUUCGGUGGUCGUUGCCGCUGAUGGAGGCGGAACGAGCAUGGUGGGCCAUGGACUCGUCGUUGAGAGGGCUAAACGGGUCAAGAAUGAAAACGGCACAGAAAGCGAUGAGGCUGGUUUUCGAGGGGUCGACGAACGGCGGCAGUACACGACUUCUGUUCCUCGCAUGUCGGUGACGAGCAGUUCCUCCGCCUCUCUGAUCAUGGGCGCAUUGGAUGAUGGGCCACCGUUUGUUACGGCGACUUCUACCCCGACGCGCACUCCAGACUUGUCCAGAGACGGCGGUGGAGAUGUGAUCACCAGUGGCGAUGGCAAUAUCAAGACCAAGUCCAAGUCCACCGCCGCAGCCACCACCACUGCCAGUGGUACCACGAGGUCGACGUGGCGUGAGAGAGCAGCUCACAUAUCCAUCGGCAAAGGAUUCUGGUUGCGUUGA